UGGGAUUGCAGUCACUUAUUUUAUUAAAACAAAUGUAUAAAUCAGUGUCUUUGAUACAAAGGAUAAGUGUAUGCUCGGCUCUUGCUGCUGGAUGUAAAGAACAGUAUGCUUACUGUGUUUGCAGCAAAGACAUGGAUCAGUUUUAUUGGGGCAUGUAUAAUGCAAAGAAAACAAGCAUUUACAACCACACAGCCCCGCACAAUGCCUGGGGAUAAAAUAGAGUGAAAGGCAUCUGAACUCAAAGCUGAUCUUAGACAACUCUACUGAUCUCAAAUCGCGGCCAAAAACCAGGUCAUCUGGUGUUUAAUGCAUUGACUGACAUCUCAGUGAAUCCCGGAGGAGCGUUUGUUAGAGAGUGUUCGGCCUGGACUGUAACAGGAAGCUCAACUGCAAACGUUAAGAUGUCGUCGAGGAAAAUAACUUGUCACUCACACUUGAAGUGAUGGAAAUAAUAGAGGAAACAUGCACCAGAAUCCACAGGAAAACGUCCAACAGGCCAAAGUGCAUGAAGAUUUCUGAGGCUCAUGAUGGAGGGCUGGCCAGCGGUGGCCUGGCUCCUGCUGAUGACGAACAUCGCUGAUUGGCUGAAACCCGUCCAGUCACGAGACUUCACCACGAAGGACAUCAUCCUGCUGCAUCCCUCAACUACGCCUCAUCCUGGUGCCUUCAAGUGCUUCACAUGUCAACAAGCUGUAGAUAACUAUGAGUGUAACCGCUGGGCUCCGGACGUGUACUGUCCGAAAGAUACCAGAUACUGCCACACACUCCACAUGAUGGAUAACCAUGGAGACAGUGUGUCUGUGACCAAGCGAUGUGCGACCCUGGAGGACUGUCUGUUUACUGGCUGUGCCUCCAUCACUGGUAACGGACGGGUGUGCUCGUCCUGCUGCGAGGGGAACAUCUGUAACGUGCUGUUGCCGAGGAACGACAGCAGCGCAGUUUUUACCCGCACUUCUCCCCUGGUCAGCUCGAGCAGGGAGCUUCAUCCUGCAGCGCUGAGCUACAUCAUCAUCAUCAUCAUCAUCAUCAGCAUCCUGUUAACCUUAUGAUAUUGUUUUAAAGAACCUGUCAUUUGUGUUUAUUGUAUCCUGCUCAAAUUGAUUAAGUGAACUGCAUCUGGAUGUUUCGGGAACCUGGCCAGGAAGUUCUGAGUUACCUGUCACAGUUUGAGGUUUAAACUAAUAAAAAAGUGAGAACUUGUGUCCAGACCUUUCACUACUGCAACGUAUUCCCUUAGGUUUCCCUCUAAGACAAUUUUUUUUACAAUUCUUUAAAGCUUUUUUGAUAAUUUAUUAUACUACGUUCAAGUUGUAACAGUAUUAAAAAUGACCAUGUUGUUGUUUAACCAUAUCAGUGUGUAUUAUAUAUUAUUUAUACUAAGUUUUGUUAAUAUUAAAUCCAUAUAAUAAAAUCAAUUAUCUCCUUGUUUUUUGUACAUAAUAGGGGUGUGUACAAACUAGAAUUACUGCCUGUGUCAUAGUGCAGUUUACAUGCAUGUCAAAUGAGGCAGUAUAUCAUUUAAAUGUGUUGCCAAGAGACCAGUUUGCACCUUGUCCUAUUAGCUCAUAGGUAAACAUAUU
This is a messenger RNA of Seriola aureovittata, 1580 nucleotides long. Its product is annotated as ly6/PLAUR domain-containing protein 6-like. Lineage: Eukaryota; Metazoa; Chordata; Actinopteri; Carangiformes; Carangidae. Gene Ontology annotation, biological process: positive regulation of canonical Wnt signaling pathway. The coding region runs from base 525 to 1049 and encodes 174 amino acids. Gene Ontology annotation, molecular function: acetylcholine receptor inhibitor activity. The transcript has 5 exons. The record is from RefSeq and is a predicted model, not a curated record.